UUGUCAACAGCCUAACCGACGACAGAAAUUUCUCAGAGACCAAACAUAACCUUCCUUGUUACACCCAUUAUGAAGAAAAUACAGAUCCGAUCAAAUCGUAAAUCACAUAAACUCGUCGAUCAGAGAGAGAAAAAGAAAAAAAAAAAAAAACCAGGUCAUAUUUUCUGUUAAUUUCUUCAAAUCUAUCAAUUAAUUCGGGUUUAAUACUUAAACUUAAUUAAUUCUGAGCUCAGAGAAGUUUGCAUUAUUUGCUGUUUCACCACAUCAAGAGAAAAUAUUAUGUGGCUCCAGCAAUUAUGUGGUUUAGAUUUUAGGAUUUCAAUGGCCUGAACUGGAUUUGAUGAUACCAAAGGCAAUGAUAGAGUUUGGUUCGAAUACUGAAAAAGUUGAAGAAAGUGAAAGUGACAAUUUGACUAGUGAAGAUAAAAGGUCAUUGAUUAGGCGGGAUCCCUCAUUCUCGGGCUGGAGUGAAGAGGAUGGGAACAUCCAGUUAUCUCUAUCAGAAAAUGAGGAUGUAAAUUCUGAGGAAUUCAAUUUUGAACAGAAUUUGGUACAACGGAGUGGGUUGGAAAAUGCAUAUUUAGGGGGAGAGAGACACCAUUCAAGCAAGCUCCAGUUAGGGAUGGAUCGUAGUAGUGAUGUGGACGAUGCAUCCACUAAUGAUUUGAGAAAUGGGAACAAGAAUUAUGAGCCCUUUGAUAUUGAAAAUAGAGUAAAAAAUGAUCACAGAUAUUCUAGUACUGGGGCAAAUGGCUCUGGUUACAUGGAUUACCGUGGUACAUCGAGGUCAAAUUCGAAGAACUCUAUUUCUGUUGCUGAUCUUCUGCAAACUUUGUUUUUUAUACUCAUGUGGUACACAUUCAGUACAUUCUUGACACUGUAUAAUAAAACUCUAUUAGGGGAUCAUCUAGGGAAAUUCCCUGCUCCCUUACUGAUGAAUACUAUACACUUUACAAUGCAAGCUGUUUUGUCAAAGGCCAUUACUUGGUUUUGGUCUGAAAGAUUUCAAUCCUCUGACAUGUCAUGGAGGGAUUACUUUAUGAGAGUUGUACCGACGGCCCUCGGCACUGCAAUGGAUGUUAAUCUGAGCAAUGCAUCCCUUGUUUUCAUCUCUGUUACAUUCGCCACUAUGUGUAAAUCAGCAGCACCAGUAUUUCUUCUUAUUUUUGCCUUCGCAUUCAGACUGGAGUCUCCAAGUGUUAAGCUGCUUGGUAUCAUGUUAGUCAUCUCUGUUGGAAUAUUAUUGACAGUUGCAAAGGGGACGGAAUUUGAGUUUUGGGGUUUUAUCUUCGUUAUGCUUGCUGCUGUUAUGUCUGGUUUUCGCUGGACAAUGACCCAGAUCCUUCUUCAGAAAGAAGUAUAUGGUCUCAAAAAUCCACUCACUUUAAUGAGCUAUGUGACCCCAAUAAUGGCGAUUUCAACUGCUCUACUUUCUCUUAUAUUGGAUCCAUGGCAUGAAUUCAGAGCAAGCGAUUAUUUUGACAGCUCACGGCAUAUCGCAAGAAGUUGUUUGCUGAUGUUGUUUGGUGGAACUUUGGCUUUCUUCAUGGUAUUAACGGAAUACAUUCUAGUAUCAGUAACUAGUGCAGUAACAGUAACAAUAGCUGGGGUUGUCAAGGAGGCUGUCACUAUCUUGGUUGCCGUAUUCUAUUUCCACGACGAGUUCACCUGGUUGAAAGGGGCUGGUCUUGUGACGAUAAUUGUUGGUGUCAGUUUAUUUAACUGGUACAAGUACCAGAAGUUGCAGACGGGCGAGGUAAGUGCAGAUGGAAUGGGAGGUCCAACAACAGAUAAUUCACCAUCAAAGUAUGUCAUUCUCGAUGAGAUGGACCAGGAAGAAGAUAUCCCGUAAAAGCUCAGCAUUUGCGUAAUUUGAAUCUAUAAACUUGAUUUUCUAUCAGGUUGAUGAUGCAAGAAGGCAUGUUUUCGUCAGGAAAUUGGAGUUGGCAAAUUUGUUGACUUCAAUUUUUUGCGACAAUUUUUUAGCCCGAUGAAAACAAAUUUUUCUAUGUUCAGUUGAGAUUGUAUAUUCAUAUUCUGCAUAAGGUUUGUUCCUCUUGUAUCUAAAUUUUGUCAUUAUCUUCAGAUUUUUAAUAACAUUUUCAGAUUGAGUGAAUA
Messenger RNA from Olea europaea var. sylvestris, 2118 nucleotides. RefSeq names its product probable sugar phosphate/phosphate translocator At1g06470. The record is from RefSeq and is a predicted model, not a curated record. Gene Ontology annotation, cellular component: Golgi apparatus; cis-Golgi network; endoplasmic reticulum-Golgi intermediate compartment. Bases 341 to 1852 code for a protein of 503 amino acids. Gene Ontology annotation, molecular function: antiporter activity. Lineage: Eukaryota; Viridiplantae; Streptophyta; Magnoliopsida; Lamiales; Oleaceae. The transcript has 13 exons. Gene Ontology annotation, biological process: UDP-glucose transmembrane transport.